Molecule: messenger RNA, 1422 nt
Organism: Durotheca rogersii
Lineage: Eukaryota; Fungi; Ascomycota; Sordariomycetes; Xylariales; Xylariaceae
Product: ribosomal protein S7 domain-containing protein
Exons: 2
Coding region: 277-1386 (369 amino acids)
Biological process (GO): ribosomal small subunit assembly; translation
Cellular component (GO): ribosome
Molecular function (GO): mRNA binding; structural constituent of ribosome; rRNA binding
Source: RefSeq, a predicted model, not a curated record
UAACCCUAGCUGGAGGCGGAGACACAUCGGAACAUCCCGAGCUGUCAAUUCUAUCUAUCCACCAUCCCACCCAUGCGCAUCAUCGUAGCUCUCAUGCCAUUUUUUCCCCCCCCCCCCUCGACGGGAGCCCCCCCAUUCACCAAAUCUGCUCACGCAGCGCCAUGAGCCUGUGAACGCCCAAUCGGCGACGAGGACGGGGCAUCGAAGGAUCUAGACGGGACCGACCUGCUCCCAGCCGAUGCGCACGCACGCGGGGACACACGAGGAACCGACACCAUGCCUCCCAAGUUGACGCCUCGGGGCGCCGGCGGCACCGCCGUCCGCAGCCUCGCCAUGCGAACCCGACGGCUGGCUACGCUACCUGCGCUCCGACCCCGCGCGGCCGCAGACCGGCCGAUAUUACGGGUGGCGGUGCCCUUCGUGGCGAGGAGAGGCAUGGCGGAUAAGAAGUGGGAACCGCCUCCAGACUACCCUAUAGACUACACCUCCCUAUUCGACACGCCGCCGCCGCCUCCGCCCAAAUCGUCGUCGCCACCGCCGCCGCCGCCUCCCCCCGAACCGUCGUCGCCACCACCGCCGGCGCCUCCGCCCAGGUCGUCGCCACCGCCGCCACCGCCGCCUCCGCCCAGUUCGUCGUCGCCCCCGCCGCCGCCGUCCGAUUCUUUGUCACGGCUCGAAGCCGCGGCCGAGGCAGAGCCGAAGCCGUACGAGCCUAGGCCAAUCGAAAUAUUCGCGAACAAUUUCCUCAACGCCCAGGCCAUUGAGGCCCUCGAGAAGGUGGCCGCGGGCGAGGACAUGCACAGCGGCCAGGGGCUGCUGUUCGAGAUGCCCGAGCGCCCGCGCAAGGACCAGCAGCUGCAGGACCGCUACCACCCCGUCAUCGACCAGGUCACGAAGCUGCUCAUGCGCGACGGGAAGCUGAGCAAGGCGCAACGGCACAUGAGCAUGAUCCUCAACAUCCUGCGGACGUCGCCGGCGCCCAAGGUGUCGCCGCUGCGGCCGCUGCUGCCGGGCAGCCCGCCGCCGGAGCAGCUGCCGCUGAACCCGCUGCUGUACCUGACGCUGGCGAUCGACUCGGUGGCGCCGCUGAUCCGGAUCCGCAGCCUCAAGGGCGCGGCGGGCGGCGGGCAGGCGCUGGAGCUGCCCGAGCCCCUGGCCGCGCGCGCGCGCCGCCGCACCGCCAUCACGUGGAUCCUCGACGUCGUCGAGCGCAAGCGCUCCGCCGGCUCCGGCCGGCUCCAGUUCGCCACCCGCUUCGCCCACGAGGUCGUCGCCGUCGUCGAGGGCCGCUCCGCCGUCUGGGAGCGCCGCGGCCUCGUCCACAAGCUCGGCACCGCCGCCCGCGCCAACCUCAACCACUACGCCGUCGUCAAGCGCAAGAAGUAAAAAGACGCCCCUCCUACCCCGAGACACCCACCCAAC